This is a messenger RNA of Prorocentrum cordatum, 4656 nucleotides long. The record is from the annotation of a GenBank genome assembly. NCBI's taxonomy places the organism in Eukaryota, Dinophyceae, Prorocentrales, Prorocentraceae.
GGCAUUCGGAAGCAGCUUGAAGAACACGGCCGGUGCGGCAUCUCCAGCGACGAGGCCGCAAACACGUUCCAGACGCCCUUCAGCGACGUGGAGUCCGGGGUGCACUAUCUCAGCUGCGCGAAGCUUAACACGUGGACGCAGAGCGAGCACGACGGACCGGCGACUGGCAACGGCAAGGUGUCUUUGGACAAUUACAAUUUCAUGCUCAAGUGCGCGGGCCAGACAGAGGUCGUCGAGUUUAUCGUCAUGCCGAAAGUGCACGGGUUCCAGAAGCGCAUGCAGACGGACGUGCGCGCGGACGACGGGGUCGAUUCCGAACAGAGCGACUCCUUCAUCGAGCGUCUGCACGGGUGGAUGCACGAGCAUUGUUCUGAAGUCGCCAGCGUUCUCUCGCUCGACGGCUUCGCCUACACCAUAUACCGUGCUGCGAAGCGGGCUUUUGAUGAUAUCUGUCAGACCGUGCCAAUGCCGCCGGCAUUCAAGACGAAGUUGAAUUUCUUUCACAGCGACUUGCUUCGCGCAACGCACCGGGUGCACCGCGGGAACCAGUUCGCCAGGCAUUUCAUCGCCCGGCAUGCUGCCCAGGGCGACGACGCCCUGGCGCCGCAACCGCCUUUUGAUGCUGCUUGCGGGCGUUGUCUUCCUAGUGUGAACGAAAUCACGAUGGGGCUCCACAAGGUUCUCCGCCAAAUUGAACUUCACUUCGGGCUGUGCCGCUUCCACGUCGCCCACGCUGCCGAGGGCAACCAUCGCUCCGGCGCCGACGGCAGGUGCGCAGGCGGAUCUUCGGCGGCCGUGCUGGCCGCUCCUGACGUCGCGGAGAUAGCGAUGAGGGCCCUCAUGCCGUCCGAGCUGAUGCGGCAGUUCCUGCUCACUCGCGCUCCCAAGGGGCAGAUUUUCACGGAGGCGGAUGCGAGGCAGUGGCUCAGGAAUAAGAGGGACACGUGGUUCAGAACGGACCUGGCAAAGAAGAUCUCCGACGGCUUGACAGCGCUGGUCGCGGCUAAUCUCCUGGACAGGGUCGCGGACUCCGCCGAUGCGGGGGGCUCCACGCAGAGGGCCAAGGCGGCGCAAGGCGGCUGGGGCCUGGAGCGUCGUGGUCUAGCGAGUUGGCACUGCCGCGUCCAGGGGCUCCCGUCGCUCUCCCCCGUCACUCCGGGCCAGUGGGGCCCAGGCAUCAAUCGUCGGCAGUUUCCCUGGAAUCAGUGGAUAGUUCCCUGUGUUGCCCCCGAGAUUCUUUUGGUUUCGCAGUGGGAAAUCCAGGUCUCAUUCAGACCGGAGUGCCCGGGCUUUCGAUGGUCGUUCAGCGAGCCCACGAGCGCGUACCGCACUCGACAACGCUACCCAGCCCACUACGAGCUGCUAAUGGAGGUGCUCUCAGAUCAUGACAAGAAGGCCGUCGAGGAUCUGCAGUAUCGGCGUAUCGUCCCUGAGGAUUACGAAUUGCUGUCCGGACUGGACGCGAGCGUGUCCCGCAGCGCCCGGGAUAUGGACUACAUCAACAGCGUGCUCGAGCGGUGCAAGGGCGGACACCCCGGCGAUCCGGCGCCCGCGAAUUGUAUGAUUUGCAUGGAGGAUGUCUCGUGCCGCCACCUACCUUGCAGGCAUUCGUUCUGCUCCGACUGCCUCGUUUCAAGUUGGUCCAAGGUGGACGCGCUCGGCCUGAUUUGCCCUGCGUGCAGGCAAGAUGUGGCGGAAGGGUUGGCGCUCGCGGAGGAGAGAAAGGCCGGUGUCGCCACGGGCGGUUGCACCGAGGGCGCCGCGGGCGCAGGGGGCGCUGCGGAGCAGGGCGUCGGCGCUGCCGCCGCCAGCGCGGCCAGGCCCCUCGAGGGCGCCGCCCGCGCUGGUGCCGCGGGCGCGGGAGGCGUGGCCCAGGCGUCCGAAGAGGGCGACGUUGCGGGGGAGGGUGGCGAAAAGACGGUAUGGCAGUGCGUGGUCGCUACCAUUCUGUCCGAAUCCCCAGACCUCUCCUCGGAAGUCGCGAAGCGCCUCCAAGUGGGGGACCGUCUCGAGGGCCUCGCCGUGCCUCGGAUGGAGGGCCCGGUGAUGCGGGUGCACGUGAGGAUCGGAGACAAAGUCGGCUGGGUGACGUUGCGGAGCACUUCGGGCAAGGAGCUCGUCUCAGUCUUGGGCGCCGACGCUCAACCUGGCGCUGCCGACGGCCGUGGCGCGCCUGCCAUGGCGCCCGGGGUGCCCUCGCCAAGAGCCCCGCAGUCGCGCCCGAUGGCGGCUCCCGAUGGCGCUGCGUUGUCGAGAUCGGCGGACCCGCCGCCCGCGGUCCGAGGGGGAGGCGGUGCCGGGGAUGCCCCGAGCCCAAUUCCCCCCCCAGUCGCUGACGGCCCGCCCGCGAGAUCGGCGGACCUGCCGCCCGUGGUCCGGGGGGGAGACGGUGCCGGGGAUGCCCCGAGCCCAACUCCCCCCCCAGUCGCUGACGGCCCGCCCGCGGGGCUGCCCGCGGGGGCAAUGACGCAGCACAUGAUAGUAGAUGCGCAGUAUUUGGAGAUGGCAGUGAAGGGCAUCAAGACCAAGGAGUACCGCGGGUUGACGACCGAUUACUGGCGACGUCGGUUCCUCCAGGGUGGGCGGGACUGGCACGUCACCCGCGUGAGGAUGAGGGCCGGCCGCGAGAAGUUCAGGCCGGAGGCGGUGUUCGAGAUCGUCAACAAGGAGGUGAUCAAGGUGGCCGACUUGGCCGACGUGUGCUUGCCCGACCGAGGGGGCCCGGUGCUGCGCGCGGUUUCCCCCGAGCGCGCGGGCGCCCAGGACGACGCGGAGGACGUGGAGGGGCAGGGCCGCGUGCUCGUCGGCCAGGGCAUCGGCGCGGAAGAAGAGCAGGCGAAGUGGAGGCUGGCGAGCUCCUUCCUGUCGCGGCGCGGAGGCCUCGUCUGGAACGAGGUGGUGGAGGCAGCACUGGGCGACAAGCAGAAGCUGUUCGACCGCGUCGUGGACUUCCGGGGCAUGCACGCGACGCUGCUCACAAUGUCAAUCGGGGCGCUGAGACAAAUCGGCCAGGCUGCCAUGUUGCACCGGGACGUGAUCCGGGAGAAGAAGCCUGCACUUGUCUACCACCUAAUCCGCUGGUGCCGCCAGGCGGCGGUCGAUGACGCGGCGUCGGCGGCCCCGCCCGCCGAGCCGGCGGCGGAGGAGGCGGAGACGGAGGAGAACCCGUUGGCGGACGCCCCACUCCUGAUCCCGCGCGCCAAAGUGGCGCGGAUCAUCCGCGCCCUGCUGCCGCUGUUGUCGGCGAAGAGGUCCGGCCACGCAGAAGGCGCGCCGCUGAAAAUCACCGAUGAGGCCGUGGGUGCCGUCCACGAGCACCUCGAGUACGUCCUGCGCGCUCUGGUGAGCGACGCUUUCGCUGUGGCCGAGUGGGCGAAUAAAGACCGCGUGAAGAAGAUGUCCAUGACUGCGCUGGCCGUCCGGAUGUCAGGCUCUAUCCAGACGAAGACGUUCGUGGCCAGCAAGCGGAAGCGCAGGCUUGCCAACGUCCUGGAUGACCUUGCGAAGCUCGCGGGGAGUGUUUACGACGGCGAUGCGUCGGUCGACUGGGUUGGUUGCGACGAGCUGUCCGAUUUCCUCUUCAGGAAGUUCAUCUCGGCCGAGAAAAGUGAGAAGAUUCGCGUGCCUGCGGCAGCUUUCAGGGAUAUGCGGUGUUUCACGUUCCACUUCCUCGACGCGUUCCUUUCCCAGGGCGUCGAAUCGGCGCGCCGCUGCGGUAAGAACACUCUGACCAAGCGGAUCCCCGAGCCUUCGGCCCAAUCUGCCCCCUGGCCAGCCUGGGUCGCGGGCGCGAGGGCGUGGCUCCGGGAGGGCGGCGCUGCGGGUGGCAUGUCGAACAGGGAGGCGCACGAUCUGGAGGCGGCAGGCGACGGUCUCAUGGAGCAGGCCGGCAAGAGGUGGAACAAGACCACGAGGGCGUUCGACGCGGUGGCCGGACACGCCGCUUGCCCCGAAGAUGCGAAGUACAAGAAGCAGGCGAAGGAGAAGUACGACGAAGCGAGAAGGAAACGCGUGCAACUUAAAGGAAUGGUAGAGCAGUCCGUGAACAAAGACGGCACCAAUGACGUGAAGAACGCGAAGGGCCAUCAGGACGCCAUCGACUAUAUCGACGCCAAGAAGAGCGAGUUUCGACAGUUGCAGAUGGACUCCACCGCCAUGUUCCGCGAGGUCGCCCUGUGCGGGUUGGCGCAGGAGCAGGGCAUCGCCGCUCUGCGGGCGUGCCUCGCCGACGCCCGCGGCGACGAGACACUUCGCGCCACCGAGAUCAGUUCUGCCGUGGCGCGUCGUGCCGUCGUAUGGGGCGAUUCCGCGGCGUGGGAUGACAUGAGGGAUUGUAUCCAGUCUCGGUUGGCCCCCGGGUCCCGGCCGCUGCCAUCCCCAGUCGUGUCCGUGUCUGCCGCCCACUUCCGCGAUUCAGAUUUCACCGUUCCCGACCCGAGGGAAGACGCUGUCCUGGUCCACGGCGGGUUGGAGAACGAUUACGAGUCCGCGGAGGAUGGGUGUCACUUCUUGCCGCUGCUUCACGUCGACGAGCAUGGCCAGUUGCCCCCGUGCCCGUCACCGAAGUGGGCCGACAUGGUGGCGUCCGUCGCUGGUCGCAGCGGCGAUCUCGUGCUGGAGUCGCGCGUCCGCGACGGGGGCGACUGCUACUUCCAC